Messenger RNA from Anolis carolinensis (green anole), 2159 nucleotides. RefSeq names its product mitotic spindle organizing protein 1 (gene mzt1). Bases 146 to 586 code for a protein of 146 amino acids. Gene Ontology annotation, cellular component: centrosome; gamma-tubulin ring complex; spindle. The record is from RefSeq and is a predicted model, not a curated record. Gene Ontology annotation, biological process: mitotic spindle assembly; microtubule nucleation by interphase microtubule organizing center; gamma-tubulin complex localization. The transcript has 3 exons. Lineage: Eukaryota; Metazoa; Chordata; Lepidosauria; Squamata; Anolidae.
AUUUCCGGCACUGAAUUGAAAGCGGGCUGAACCAAGUUUCACUAUGGGGUACGCAAUGUUGUUUUGAACUGGUAGCAGCCCUGUUGAGGGAUAACGGGGAAGCGACUCACGUUUCCGACUGAACGUAGACGAGGUCUGGUUGUCGAUGGAGAGAAACUCCGCCCCCCUUUUCCACAUCCAGCCCCUUCGUCCCCUCCCCCCCGUCCUCGAGAGUGGUCUCGCCCAAGAACUUACGGCCAAAGCCUGUGCCUAUUUUUUCUCCGCGCGUCUUCGUUCUGCAUCCGGGUUAGAGGGCACUGCCAGCUGUGAAGCCGCGGGAGCCCUGUUUAGUGUGGGACCUUUACCCCGCUUCUCUUGUUCUUCCGCCAUGGCCAGUCCGGCUGCCAGUUUGAACGCUGUGAGGGAGACCAUGGACGUCCUGCUUGAAAUAUCAAGAAUAUUAAACACUGGGCUCGAUAUGGAAACCCUUUCUAUUUGUGUAAGACUUUGUGAACAAGGAAUAAACCCAGAGGCAUUGUCUGCUGUGAUUAAGGAACUGCGCAAGGCUACAGAAACUCUGAAGGCAAAUGAAAAUAUGGCAAGUUGACUGUGCGAGAGAAGAGUUUUACAUUGAAACGAAUGCCCACGUAGGAGUCUAUCAAAUGAACAGAAGAUUGUCUCUUGUUUAGUACUAUAGGGCAUGAUUAUUGUUUAUGCUGGUUUCCAUGCAUUUCUAAAGUGUUUGCUGAAAAUGAAAAACUCCUACUAUAGUGUUAUGUUUUUUUAAAAAAAAUUAGUAGCAAGUACUCCAUCAAAACUAUAUUUUUGUUUUUAUUACAUAUAAUGCUGUUAGAAUUUUCUAAUUAUGCAUUUAACAAAUCAGAGUCUUCAUCAUAUUGGUAGUAUUUCAAAAAUGUCAAUCUUUCUUAUAGACGCAAUGCACAUAUAGACCAAUAGAUACUGCACUUCUAUAGUUCUGUUAUUUCACUUUAACUGCCAAGAAAUUCUAGGGUUUGUAGUUUAGUGAGGUUCAAGAGCUCACUGGCUGAUAAUUUUGUAUGUCCUUUCCAGGACUACAAAUCCCAGAUUUGCAUAGGGAGCUUCCCUGGCAGUUAAAGUGGAAUAAUACGCUGUAACAGUGUAGUGAGUUUGGUCUCUAAAAGCAUGCUGAGUCAUAACUUUUAGAGGAUUCUGUCUUUAUACUGGGAAAAAAAUCAGUGAAAGGGUUAGGUGAGAAGAAAUUUUUAUUUAUGUAUAUACAAUUUAGCACAUAGUUUAAGUAAGAAUGUCCAUAUAUUGUUUAAAUCUUCCCCAUGCUAUAAUUCAAAGUUGGAUUGCUGUCUCAGUAAACCUAAAAAAACAGCUUUCUAUCCUGUGAAGAAAGUUGCUAUUUGAAAAGAGAUUGUGUUGUCGAAGGCUUUCAUGGCCGGGAUCACAGGGUUGUUGUAUGUUUUCCUGGCUGUAUGGCCAUGUUCUAGAAGUAUUCUCUCCUAUCCUUCUAGAACAUGGCCAUACAGCCCAGAAAACAUACAACAACCCUGAAAAGGGAUUGUUUAUUUAAAAUAUAUUCAUGUUGUAUGUGCACAGUAUCCUGUAAAUAUGUAAAGAAGCUUAUCUGUGAGGCAAUAUUGUGCAAUAUGGAAUGCUAUAGUUAAGUACUCAUCUUGAUUUCAGUGGAAGUAUUAAGCAUUUAUUCCUUCUGUUGACAUUAAUGUUAACCAAAAGUGCUCAUGUUUGGCUGGAUCAUGAUUUGUAUACCUUAUUAUUGUGUCUUGUUACCUGCUGUUAAAGACUGUCCAAAGAAUAAUAGAACUUUAUUACCGAGUUCAUGAGAAAGGUUAUCAAACUUUAGUUGAGGUAGAUCAAAUUACGUUUUUUAUUUAUGGACAAUCUUGAUCUUUCAGUGUCACAGUGGAGUGUUCAUUUCAUGACAGAGAGAAGGUUGCCCAUAAAUCAGAGACAGAGACUGUGUGAACUGUUCUGGUCGUAAUCAUUACAAGAACAUUUUUAUGUGUUAUACUUGCUUCAAGGAUUGCCUACACAUUUUUCCUCCAUUGUUCCUUUUUGUAUUUCUGUCUUUCAUGCUAUUUUUGUACCGUCCUUCUUGAAAUUUGUAUCAGUAACAUGACUUCUUUUAUUAUUAAGGUUCCUUUAUAAGAAAUAAAACUAUUAUACAGCUG